Messenger RNA from Acanthochromis polyacanthus (spiny chromis), 1923 nucleotides. It is a transcript of the gene hint3, whose product is annotated as histidine triad nucleotide binding protein 3. The coding region runs from base 52 to 552 and encodes 166 amino acids. The transcript has 5 exons. The record is from RefSeq and is a predicted model, not a curated record. Gene Ontology annotation, molecular function: catalytic activity. NCBI's taxonomy places the organism in Eukaryota, Metazoa, Chordata, Actinopteri, Pomacentridae.
GAGCUCUUGGAUCGUCGCUGCAGGUCUGGCUGGUGACAAUUCUGUAUAACAAUGGCUGGAGUCGAAGCGACACAACCUGCUCAGGUUGACAUUUCCAAAACUAGCAGCGUCCCAACUGAAGGAUAUGACAAGAAGUGUAUUUUCUGCAGGAUUGUAAACAAUGAAAUGGGGACAGAGCUUCUGCACUGUGACGAAGAGAUUUCAUGUUUCAGAGAUAUUAAACCUGGAGCUCCACACCAUUACCUGGUUGUUCCAACUAAGCAUGUUGGAAACUGCAAAUCACUCAGCAAAGAACAUGUGCCUUUAGUGAAGCGUUUGGUCGAUACAGGAAAGGAGAUUCUGCAAAAAAACAAUGUAACGGACCUCAGUGAUGUGAGGUUUGGUUUCCACUGGCCUCCAUUCUGUUCUGUCACACACCUACACCUUCAUGUCUUGGCUCCUGCCAGUCAAAUGGGCUUCAUGUCCCGCCUCUUCUACAGACUCGACUCCUAUUGGUUUAUCACAGCAGACCAGCUGAUUGAGCUUCUCAACUCUAAAGGUGAAAACAACUGAUAAUUUGGAUCCGGUUUUUGCACAACUUGACGUGAUGAGGUGGCUCCUCCUCUGUGCAGAUGUCAUGUUGGAUGGACACACAUUGCUCUGCUGUCUGUCGAGCCACAGCUUCUGACAGUAUUUUAAACCAGUGACAUACUUGCAACAAGAGACUACCUGAUUUUUAGUUUUAGUAUGUUUAGUGUGAAAACAUUUGGGACUUAAAGCCGAGUAAAAGCUUGAAUGAUGCCAAAUCUUUAGUAUAUUUUUUAUUCUUUUGCUGCUUGAAACGUGUCAAACAAAUGUUCUAAGAGCAUUCUAGUUUUGACUGUUUUUACUGACAAAGUGAAUUGAAUCUAAAGUAAUCUAAUAAAACAUAUUUAGUUUAUGGACCAAAGAGCAUGCAGUGUGAUUCACAUCUUUCUCAUUUUUAAUCUCAACAAAAUUGAAAGAUGGGUUGAGCAGAACAAUAGACUUACUAAGAGGACUUUUCAUCAUUUCACUGCCAGAAACACUCAUUUAGCUCUUGAGCUGUUUGAUUUCCUGUUACGCAUGUCUACUUUCAUGCUAUAAACAUCUGAUUUUAUGCAUGCAAAAACAGAAAUCUAUUUAGAACUCUGCAAGAAAAAUUAGUGAUAUAAUCCAUAUAUUGACAUAAUAUAUUAGCUGUGCGUACUUUGAUAAUCUAAGCUGUGUUGCUCUUGCAGCAUAGCUGACAUGGGUCAAAGGAUGGAGUAACAUCUUCAUUAAAUAUUAAUAAGGUUCCUUUUAGUAGAAAGCAUGGUGCACUUCAUGUUGUCAGCAAGCACUGAAAUACAAUGCUGUAUUUGUUAAUACAUGCUCAUCUAAUAUUUGGUUUGAUGUAAUGUGUAAAGGUCUAUUAAGAUAUGUAAUAUGGAGAAAUGCUACUGUUCUAUAUAAUCAGAAUGUAAAAACAAAACCACUGUGCUCUGGAUAAAAAAGGAUUGCACUUUAAGACUCACUUUAAUUUAGAAUAAAUAAUAUAUUAUUGCUUCUCAGGGUCUUUGUCAUACAUAGAAUUUAAUUUAUACACAUAUUUUCUCCCAGUUGAGCUCCACCUGUCAGUACUUACACAAUAACGGACAGAAAAUGGCUUCUUUUCUUUAUUAUAAUACCUUUAGAAUCACUUUCUGGUUGAAAAAAUCUACUGCUGCCUUAUGUUAAAUAGCAUUUUUUAGUUUGCAUGACCAUUACCUUUAAUAGUAGCUGAUAUCGUACGACAGUUCUCUACUGUGUAGUUCUCAUUCCAUUAAAGCAUUUUUAGUCUAUUGUGCAUCUGCCUCAGUGUGGUUCAGGUAUACCGAAUGUGAAACUGUAACUAAUUACCUAAUUACAAAGCAUACUUGUAAUAAAUACAUGCUCUGAAGCACC